CAUCUCAUCAUAUUUCCCGAUCCCUGCUUUUGGUCAAUGUCAUGCACGGUCUCCCCUCUCCUGCUGACUCGCCCUCAUCUAUACCCGCCGACUUGACCACUCCAGUUCAGAGCAGAAAACGCCAACGCUCCGUAUCCAUGGAUUCCGAACACUCAUCAGCCUCAGUCAAGAGAUCGGCCUCUGAAGGCCCUUCCAACGGCAGUGGCGUGCUCAACUCAGAAGACCACAACAAGGAAGAUCGAGAAGCCUGCGAGAUAGAUGCCUACAUGGCAGAGCAGGGAGAGGCAGACCAGGACACAAUAACCCUUCAGUAUCCCUACCCAUCCUCCGAUGAGCUCACCGUGCCGCAGAAACUGGUGUACAUCAAGGAGCGCCGUAACAGGCCCAUGGCUGUAGGCGAUACGUGGUAUAUUGUCUCGAGACAGUGGUACAGGAGAUGGGAGGCUGCCUGCGAGGGAAGGAUAGACAAGGAUGGCAGCGUCGAAGAGAAAGACGUUGGGCCAGUCGACAACUCUUCUCUUGUUGACAAGGACAAGAAUCUCACCUCUUCUUUGGUCGAGGGCAUCGACGUUGAGUUCCUACCCGAAGAUGCAUGGCAGUCGCUGGUGAUGUGGUAUGGCCAGCCCGUACACCCAUUGCCGCGUAAAGUCAUCGCCAGGGGCGUUCUGCAGGAACCUACCUUAGAACUCCGUCCCCCCCGGCUGAAAGCGCUGAUUCUGAAAAACUUAGAGUCUGGUGAUGUGGCUGGCCCUCCACCUUGUUACGUGACACUAUCCACGAAAGAUUCUCUCAAGCGGCUUUGCCGGGAACUGAUCACGGCUGUGAGCCCACAGGUCAACGCUCCCUACAGGGUAUGGAAGGUUGAUCCCGCCGAGCUCAGUGGAUCACAAAUCCCAGUGUCCAAAUUCUCAUCCUACAACCCAAAACUUCUGGAGGAAAGUGACAGGUCUUUGGAAGACUCCCUAAUCGAACCGGACGAUCCAUUUGUUGUUGAGUUUCAGGAGAACGGUGCCUGGCUGGUUGAUGCGACUCAGGUUACAUCUUCCGCUGCCGACAUGCCUCCCCCACUAUUCAGCUCAGAAAAUGACUUUUUCAGCCGUCUGGGCAAUAGAAGUAGCUCAUCCUUUGGCGCUGGCACACAGUCUACGUUACUUAGCAGUACAAAGACUUUUACGCCGGCCAAGCCAUCUGCCUCGACCUCGACAGGUUUUACCAGAUCGCUGAACAAACCAAUACAGAUGCCUGGUACCUUGGGUCUCGGAAACAUGGGCAAUACAUGUUUUAUGAACUCUGCCCUACAAUGUCUGGCGCAUAACAAGGAGCUGAUGGAUUACUUCCUUUUUGGCGUAUAUCACCAAGAGCUCAACCCUGACAAUCCCCUUGGCAUGCAAGGCGCUAUAGCCGAGGCUUUCGGUGCUCUGGUUGACAAGAUCUGGGCUACAAACUCGACUAUGUCUUCUUAUUCUCCUCGAGAGUUCAAGAUGGCACUUCAGCGGUUCGCCCCCCAAUUCAGUGGCUAUCAGCAGCAUGACUCUCAGGAGCUAGUUGCGUUCUUGCUGGAUGGCUUACAUGAGGAUUUGAACCGGGUCUUGAAGAAGCCUUACGUCGAGAAACCUGACUGGGAUGGUGGUGGAGAUGUGGAGCUUGUUCAGCUGGCACAGAAAUCGUGGGACGGGUAUAAGCUCAGAAACGACAGUGUCAUUGUCGACCUUUUCCAAGGACAGUACCAAAGUACGCUGGUGUGCCCUGAAUGCCAGAAAAUCUCGAUAACGUUCGAUCCUUUCAUGUAUCUAACACUCCCUCUUCCUAUCACGAAGAAGUGGAGGGGCACCGUGUACUAUGUUCCAUGGGACACCGAAAGGCCUCACUACAAGGUUCUCGUCGAGGUUGGGCGUGACUCUUCGUUCAAAGAGCUACGAAACCAAGUAGGCAAGUACAUGAACACUCCACCAGAGAAUCUCCUCACGCUGGAAAUCUUCAACAACCGUUUCUACAAAAGUCUCGACGAUAACGUUCUUGUUGGAGACAUGUCAGACAAAGACAUCAUUGUUUGCUUUGAGCUUCCAUGCCAUGCUCAACAGAGUCGGACGUACAAAAAGAAGCCCGAGGAUCCCAUACUUGUCCCCGUGUUCCUGACGGACAUAGCGCCCACAAGAUCGACAACAUAUUCGUUCAACCGCGGACCCUCGUACUUUGGUUACCCGUUCAUCAUUGCCGUCGAACAGGAAGAGGCGAAGACAGUUGAAGACAUUUAUGCUGCUGCUGUUCAUCGUCUUCAGCGGUGGACCGAUCAGGCAAGGGAUCUAUUUAGAUGGGAAGUUGGACCAGUCGUUGCCCCUAUCCAGAUCACAGGUAGUGCGCCACCCAAGGACACGCUCACGGAGAUCAAAGAGAAUGGUGAUGUCAUUCCUGUAGCGCCCGAGGAAGGGGAUAUCGCUGACCAGAAGAACGUCCUGCACGAAUCGGAGGUGGUCGAAGAAAAGAUGGAUACCACUGCUGAUGAAGAUGUUCCCCACAUUGUUGGUGUCAAACCAGACAUAUUCAAUUUGCGUCUCCAAAUCAAUCACAGGGACUUCGGUUCUGGAUUCGGCGGGUACGGUGCUACUGCGCCACGUUAUGAGACCUGGGAAGAUCGCCAAAAAGAGGUUGAGGACGGGAGCUCGCUGCUCCGAGAGGGCGAUGCGUUGUUCUGCGAGUUUGACGAGAACAUGAAGGCCUAUUACUUCGGCGAAGGGACUCAGAACGAACAUGCUCGAUGGGACGCCUGGGAGUUCUUUGAGCACCCUGACCUGAUCGAAGCCAGUAAAGCUGCUGCCGAAAAGAAGAAUAUCACGCUUGGUGACUGCUUGGCCGAGUUCACGAAAGAGGAGCAGUUGGGCGAGGAUGACUUGUGGUACUGUCCCAAAUGCAAGAAACACCAACAGGCGACGAAGAAAUUCACUUUGUGGAACGCGCCAGACAUCCUUGUUGUGCAUCUCAAACGAUUCAGUAACAGCCGAGCCAUGCGCGAUAAGAUCGACGCCCUGGUCGAUUUCCCAAUCGAAGCCCUCGAUCUGACCGACAUGGUUGGUGAGCGGAAGGCGACAAGAAGGCUUGCGGAGAGUGGUGUAGAUGUACAAACAUUGGGGCUUGAAAACGACGAUGACCCUCUCCUAUACGACUUGUUUGCCGUUGACGAACAUUUGGGCGGUCUCGGUGGAGGGCAUUACCGAGCUUACGCCCAUCACUACGGAACCGACAAAUGGUAUCAUUUCGAUGACUCCUACGUGACAGAGUCAACAGCGGAACAGUCAGUGAACGCGAAUGCAUACCUCCUUUUCUACCAGCGGCGUAGCAGCAGGCCUCUUGGCGGAAAAUCGCACACAAAGAUCCAAGAGUUCCGCCAAAAGGUACAGGAAGAACAACUGCAGCGAGAGGCCGCUGCUGCAGUGUCCGAAGGAAACCAACUCCCGACACCGCCAAGUGAAUCGACCACGCCAGCGUAUGUUUCAACCCGUCAGACCAGUGUCGCCAACACUGGCUGGCUCACUCCACAGUCGAACUCCAGAUCAUCACCGGACUCGUCUCCACCGCCACCCGAUGAAGGUGACCCACCGCUUUUCGAGGAAUUGGAAGACAUGUCUUCCAAUCCGCUCGAACAUGUAGCUGCCCGAGACUUUGACUUCCCCGACCCCUCAAAUCUCGCCUCUCCGUCCUCGUCAGUUGAGGCUGAACCCGAUCGCGACGAUGAGCACAUCGAGAACCUCAACUCCCCAGACAUGGGCUGGCCCGCUCCCGGGCCAGUGGCUAGUACACAGGGCGAGUGGGUGAACGAUGAUGCAGACCCGUUUUCCGAUGCCAACUCUCAAGGUAGAAGGUAGAAGUUAUGCAGGCACUAGUGAUCAUGAAGUCGGCGAGAUGCAUACCUGGACGAUUGAAGUAGAGCGCGUCGAGUUUAAUCUACGCCAUAAUUAUGUAUCGUACGUAUCCUAGACUCGAAGUAACAAACUUAACUGAGC
Molecule: messenger RNA, 3998 nt
Organism: Coniophora puteana RWD-64-598 SS2
Lineage: Eukaryota; Fungi; Basidiomycota; Agaricomycetes; Boletales; Coniophoraceae
Product: cysteine proteinase
Exons: 8
Coding region: 42-3860 (1272 amino acids)
Biological process (GO): protein deubiquitination
Molecular function (GO): cysteine-type deubiquitinase activity
Source: RefSeq, a predicted model, not a curated record